AUGAAUGAAAAAUACACCAAAACUUCAACAAGUUCAAGUUUCAUCACAAUAAAAGCUCCCGAUGUACAAGAAAAGGUGACCAGUAAACUUAAAAAGACGAACUCAAAUUUCGAUAAUUCAACAACAUGGAACAGUUUUCUUACGACUAUCAGUAUUCUCUCAGUACUUCUCUGUUUUCAAAUCGCCAUUUCAUUGAAUCCACAUUCUGGAGAAUCUCAACCACCAAUGUUUGGAGAUUAUGAGGCACAGAGACACUGGAUGGAAAUAACAUUAAAUCUUCCAAUAGAGCAAUGGUAUGUCAAUGGAACACUAAACGAUCUUCUCUACUGGGGACUCGACUACCCACCUCUUACCGCCUAUCAUCAUAAUCUUUUGGGAGUAAUAGCUUACAAAAUCAACAAGUCAUGGGUGGAAUUGACGGAUUCACGUGGAUUCGAAUCUGUUGCUCACAAAAUGUUCAUGAGAAUCUCUGCAAUUGUUCCAUUCUACAUUUUCUACCUUCCUCCUCUUAUAUUCUUCUAUUUGAAUUCGAAAAAAACUUCACCUAUGUCAUAUGCUUUGGCUUUACUCUACCCGGCUUUGUUGGUCAUAGAUAACGGACAUUUUCAAUACAACAGUAUUUCUCUUGGAAUGUUCCUUGCCACGUACGUUUUCCUGACUAACAAUUUCACUAUUCUUGGCUCGAUGUUCUUUGUGGCUGCUCUGAAUUACAAACAGAUGGAACUGUACCACGCUCUACCAAUCUUUGUAUUCAUUCUCGCCAGAUCUAUUAACAAAGCACAACCACUUGAUAGUGUUUUUAAAAUUGCAAAAAUCGGAGCUGUCGUCAUCUCAACUUUCAUUCUUAUCUGGCUUCCAUUCAUCUUGACAGGAACUGCAAAGGAUGUGCUUCUUCGUGUUUUCCCGUUCAAUAGAGGUCUUUACGAAGACAAAGUGGCCAGUUUCUGGUGUGCGUUCUCCUUCAUUUUGAAACGAUUACCAUUCCAAAGUGUGCAAAUAUAUUUAAGUCUUGAAUCCUUUGAAAAAGUUAAAAAGGAAUAA
Molecule: messenger RNA, 1041 nt
Organism: Caenorhabditis remanei
Lineage: Eukaryota; Metazoa; Nematoda; Chromadorea; Rhabditida; Rhabditidae
Exons: 5
Coding region: 1-1041 (346 amino acids)
Biological process (GO): protein N-linked glycosylation
Cellular component (GO): endoplasmic reticulum membrane
Molecular function (GO): dolichyl pyrophosphate Man9GlcNAc2 alpha-1,3-glucosyltransferase activity
Source: RefSeq, a predicted model, not a curated record